Messenger RNA from Zerene cesonia (dogface butterfly), 4010 nucleotides. RefSeq names its product ral guanine nucleotide dissociation stimulator (gene Rgl). The record is from RefSeq and is a predicted model, not a curated record. Gene Ontology annotation, cellular component: plasma membrane. Gene Ontology annotation, molecular function: guanyl-nucleotide exchange factor activity. Lineage: Eukaryota; Metazoa; Arthropoda; Insecta; Lepidoptera; Pieridae. Bases 433 to 2664 code for a protein of 743 amino acids. Gene Ontology annotation, biological process: positive regulation of GTPase activity; Ras protein signal transduction. The transcript has 8 exons.
CAACGUCAGACGACGCGCACCGAGCGCAGAGAACGGAAGGGUUUUAGAAAAUCGCUUGGACAGUUUAUUUGGCGCGAUUACUCAUUCUGUACAUUUGUGAUAACAAAAGCAUAGCGUUCCUAAACCUUAAUAAAUAAAGAACUUGUGCAACGAGUGAUCAGUUCUUGAAGUGACCUUUUUUUAAUCAAAAUUAUUGGUUUAUGUGUUUUUGUUAAGUGUCAGUUGUUUUCGCGUCAUUUGGAUUAAUUAACAUGAUAAUUAUGCGUGCCUUAAUUAGGCUACAGAUUAAAAUAUUUCCGUCGCUUGGCAUUAACUGCUCUUUGUAAGUGCAGCGGUGUAUCGCUUGCGGUAAAUAUUGAAUCUGUGAUAAAAGACAUGAGCAGUGACAACGGGUCGGAUGAUAAAUCAGUGAAAGGGUCUGGUGGAUGAACGAUGCUGGUGCGGGGGUGCGCGGGGGGAGAGUUGCGGCACUCGCUGUCGGAGCGCACCAAGGCUCUCGCGGCGAAGUGCCACGCUCUCCGCUCGCCGGCACGCGACCAGCGCAGUGCAGAGCGCCGCCGCACCAGGCAUCGCAAGUCGCAGACGAGGUGGUACGUCAAGCAGCCGACAUGGCGGUUGUGGGGCGAGGAGCGAGUAGAUGGCGCUAUUUAUACAGUUUACUUGAAGAAAGUUCGGUAUCAUCGGCCCACGCGUUGCGCUUCCAGUGAAUCUGACGACGAAAUCUCACAUCUUGAGUGGGAGACAGUCCGCGUCAGGUUCGUGAAGGCGGGCACAGUCGAGAGACUAGUAGAAGCUUUGGCGACUGAUGAUGGCGAGCUGGAAUCCACAUACGUCAAUGUUUUUCUCGCCACAUACAGGUCAUUUGCGGAAUGCGGCAAAGUACUGGAUCUUUUGUUGCGACGAUAUGAAGCGCUUGCGGCGGAAGAUGUGCUCUCUACAGGAUCGGAUACUUCGCAGCAACACAGAAAGACCCUCGUGGCGUGUCUGCACGUGUGGUUGGACACGUACCCGGAGGACUUCCGCCAGCCGCCGCACCACCCCGCGCUGCAGCAGCUCCUCACCUUCACACAGAUACAUUUGCCUGGCUCCGAACUGCAUUCGAAGGUGUUGCAGAAGCUAGCCAUAUUCAGCGCGGAGCGCAACGGCGGCGCGCAGCACGGCGUGUGCCUGGCGCCGGGCAUGCGGCUGGCGGCGCACCACACGAGCGCGUACCGCCUGCCGCACGUGCCGCACCGCCACUUCGCCGAGCAGCUCACGCGCAUGGACAUGCAGCUGUUCCGCAAGCUCGUGCCGCACCAGUGCCUCGGCGCCGUGUGGUCGCGCCGCGACAAGGACCGCUCGCACGACGCCGCCACAGUGCUCGCCACCGUCAACCAGUUCAACGCGGUCUCCUUCCGCGUCAUCUCCACCGUGCUGCUGGAGCCGAGCCUGCGCCCGCUCGAGCGCGCCGACAUCCUCGCCGCGUGGCUCGAUAUCGCGCGCGAGCUACGCGUGCUCAAGAACUUCUCCUCGCUGAAGGCGAUCAUCUCGGGCCUGCAGAGCAACCCCGUGUACCGGCUCAGGAAGACCUGGGCGCUGUUGAACAAGGAGAAGGCCGAACUAUUCGAAGAAUUGGCGAGGAUAUUCAGCGAAGACAACAAUCGUUGGGCGCAACGCGAGCUUCUCAUGAGAGAAGGCACCGCCAAAUUUGCCGAUACGGUCGGGGAGAACGACCGCCAAUUGCAAAAGCUCCUACACGAACGAGGCUCGCCUGGCGUCAGUCACGGAACGAUACCUUAUUUGGGCACAUUUUUAACGGACCUCACUAUGAUCGACACGGCUAUACCCGACACGGUCGCCGAUGGCCUCAUUAAUUUUGAUAAGAGACGCAAAGAAUUCGAGGUGCUCGCUCAGAUUAAGUUAUUGCAAGGUGCGGCGAACGCUUAUCAUUUACCCUCCGAUCCGAUGUUCGACCGAUGGUUCGACUCCGUAAUAAUUUUAGACGACGCGGAAGCGCACCAGCUUUCGUGUCAAAUAGAACCACAAACAAAUCCGCCUAAGGAGAGACGUCCCAAGAAAGUGAACGAAAACAAUAACCACGGUCAUAGGAAAAACGAUUCGAUCGCUAGUACGAGUUCCAGUAACAGCUCGCAAUUUUACUGCGAGACGGAUGGUGUUGGGAACACUUGGAAGAGAGAUAGUUUAGAGCGGAGAUCUUCCCCUACGAGGUUAUCUCACGGCUCUUCCUCAUCGUCUAUACCUUCUUUAGACGUGUCGUUGUCUAGCGCCAACAGCGGCCAAAAGCAGAACGGCAAACCCGUCGCAAACAGCCCGGCUCAUGCAAAUACUCAUAACGGUCCUGAUUUUUAUAUAAUUCGCGUAACAUACGAGUCGGACUGUGUGGAAACAGAAGGCGUGGUGUUGUAUAAGUCGAUCAUGUUGAGUAACAAUGAACGAACACCGCAAGUGAUACGCAAUGCUAUGCUCAAAUUGAAUCUCGACGGGGAUCCAGAUGGGUAUACUUUGGCGCAAGUUUUACCGGAGAGAGAAAUGGUGCUGCCAGCGAACGCUAAUGUUUAUUACGCCGUAAAUACUGCAUACAACCUGAAUUUCAUACUUAGGCCACGAAAAUCGGACCAAACUGACUCUGUAGUCAACGGAAAGUCUAAAAACAAACGAGCUUGACUGUGUCUUGGUAUAUUUUGCUUCUCGUAAUUAUUGUUACUCAGUACUUCCGAAGCAACAUACAAUGUGUUCUACGUAAGAAUCUCUAUUAAAUGUUAAUGAUAUUGUAAUAAGUCUACCAAUAAUAAUAAUACCAAUGUCUCUUAAAAAUAACAUUGUUCCAACAACUCUGCUUUACAAUACUUAUCAUGACUGAAUCUAUGUAAAUCUUUUAUACUUGGAAAAUUCGCAUUAAGAUCAUGAGCUGUCAUGUCAAUGUAAAUUUUCGUUGUUUUUAAUGUACGAUAAUUUUUAUUUUUAAACCAAAUUUGUUCUCUAAUAUUCUUACUUUGAUGCAUUUGAGAGUUAGCGAUAUAAAUUAAGAAAGCUUAUAAGAAAUAUUUUAUCUCUUGCAUGUAAUACUGAAUUCACAAUUUAUUAAGUUUUCCUGACUUGGCAUUUAUAUACCUUAUAGUUAUAUUUAACUUACUAAAAGCAUUACAAGACUUGCACAAAUGGCUUGUUACAUAUGAACAUUAUCUUUUUUUAAUACAGUGAAUUUCUUAAUUUAUUUUUCUUACAUUUUAUUUUUAGGGUUUACAAUGUUUAUUAUUUAUAUAAUUUUAUGUGAUACGCAUAGAUUAUUACAAUUUUAUAGUGCUCUUUACUAUUAUCCUUUGUACUUAAUUAGGUUUUAUGUAAAUUUGCUGUUAAUAAUAGGUUUAAAAAAUUUGUUCAGGAUGCCACCAAUAUUUAGCGAUAGUGUCUGUUUAUAUAUUAUGUUAUCGUUGUUGUCAAAACUCAAUAUGUGUAUAUAAAGAGCGUGUAUAAAUAAGAAUCUCCAGUAGGUAUCUAAGUAAGAUAAAUAGAGAGUAAACAUUCUAAUAAUGAGCCAAAGGCAUAAUAUGUCUAGUAGCGAGGUGCUGUCUCUCUUUGUAUAAUAUUGUUUAAAAGCUUUAAAAUAAUUGAAAACCGAAUUUCAUGUAGAAAAUUAACCGUAACCUCUAUUUUAAAAUACUCUAAUAAUUAAUCAAUUUCGGUCCGUUAUUAUAAUUAAUCAUUGUAUUCGUUUCAAAUGUAAUAAUAAAAAAUAUACUUGGAAGUGCAUUUGUAAUUCGACGUGCCUACUUAUCUUAUAUAAUUUAAUAUCUCGUGUUAAUGACACUGGUUUACAAGAUAUACUCUAAACAAAAGACUAUAAGAUAUUUAAGGACUUAUACAUGAUAGCUUUUUUAAACUGAACUGUUUUCUCAUAGUUUUUGUAAAUAACUUUGUAGUUGUUUUUAAUAGUUUUUCAACACCAGUGUCUUGCAUAACGUGUUGUAUAAUACUACCAUAUGUAAUAAACGUUAUUAAUUAUUAUUAAA